Ceraceosorus guamensis is the source of this 3650-nucleotide messenger RNA. RefSeq names its product P-loop containing nucleoside triphosphate hydrolase protein. The record is from RefSeq and is a predicted model, not a curated record. Gene Ontology annotation, biological process: maturation of SSU-rRNA from tricistronic rRNA transcript (SSU-rRNA, 5.8S rRNA, LSU-rRNA). Gene Ontology annotation, molecular function: RNA binding. Gene Ontology annotation, cellular component: nucleolus; intracellular anatomical structure. The coding region runs from base 110 to 3244 and encodes 1044 amino acids. NCBI's taxonomy places the organism in Eukaryota, Fungi, Basidiomycota, Exobasidiomycetes, Ceraceosorales, Ceraceosoraceae. The transcript is spliced from 3 exons.
CUUGACCACAACGACCAUUUGACUUGAUCAGCAGCUGCGUUCCCAGCAUCAGAUCGAGCCUGAUGAAUGUCUGCAUUCAAGACUCAUCAUUCGGGAGAACACAAGCAAGAUGAGUCACUCUCGCAGUCAUGAUCAGCCUCGCGCUGUGACUGGCAGCGACGGCGUCGUCGUGACGGCCAAGAAGAAGAAGCAUCAGCGAACUACAGCAUCUCCCUUGAUGGGCGGCGAUCCUCUGCAUGCUCCUGCUCCAGCGCGCACGCCAUCCUCGUCGGGCACGGGCACGGGCACGGGCACGGGCACGAGCACGAGCACCUCUUCUCCAAGUCUACAGAAUCAAAGUGCUUUCAAGAGGCAGCGAUUGGACUCUGGUGAGGGUGUCUCGACGCUGCAGUCACCCAAGAUGCAGCAGCAGCAGCAGCAGCAGCAGGCGAUUGGACAAAGGGAGCUGCAAGGGAAAGCUCAACAGCUGCUUUUGCAGAGGAUGCGAUUGCCCAUCUGGUCAGCCAGGCAAAACAUCGUGGAUGCUGUGAGGACAAGCGAUACGGUGGUGCUGCUAGCGGAAACUGGAAGCGGCAAGACGACGCAGGUUCCCCAAUUCCUAUACGAGGCGGGCAUGACCGACGAUCGAGCGCCUCUGAUCGGAGUGACGCAGCCUCGUCGAGUAGCUGCCACUUCCCUAGCAUCACGAGUCUCAGCCGAGAUGGGCGAACCGGAUCCUGGCUCCAUCAACUCCAAGCUGCCUCGAAACAGCAGCAGAAAGAAUGGGAAAAGCCGAGGCACAGAAGAGGCGGGAUUGGGAAGAGUGGGGUAUGCCAUUCGAUUCGAUGAUAGGACCGGACCUAAAACUGCAAUCAGGUUCAUGACCGAUGGGCUGCUCUUGCGCGAAGUCAUCGGCACCGCAGCUUCGACGGGCUUUGGAAAGCGUGGCCAAAGCAAAGAGACGCAUAGCCAAGCGGACCAAUCAGCUGCAAAUUCAGGUCCGACGCACAGCAUGCUCGACCGCUACUCUGUGCUCAUCAUCGACGAAGCGCACGAACGCACAGUCGAUACGGAUCUGUUGUUGGGAUUGGUCAAACGCAUACAAGCCAAGCGCAAAGAGGCGCACAUCCGAUGGAAGGACAGACAAGCUCGACGAGCAAGGAUCGGAAGCUCUACGACAUCAGAGCAAACGCAACACGACGCGGAUGCGGAACCUCGGCUGCUGAAGGUGGUGGUCAUGAGCGCCACCUUGGAUGCCGAAAAAUUCUCCACUUUCUUCUCCUUGGCGGAUGCGAAAGGACGAGCGGUACCCGCGCCCAUUCUAUAUGUCCAGGGAAGAAUGCACAAAGUUAGACUGUCGCAUACUCUAGAGCCGUGUUUGGACUGGACAGAGGCUGCGAGGGCCACAGUGUUCCAAAUUCACACGACUCGACCACCAGGGGACGUGUUGAUAUUCGGCACUGGAGCCGAAGAGAUCGACGGCCUGUGUCACGCUCUCUCGUCCCUAAAUGGUAUUUUGGAGCUUCACGAUGAGGGGAAAAGAGCAGAGAAGGGGCUCGGGGUGGGUAGAGUGGGAGAGGGGCUGUUGCCUGUUCCACUGUAUGCUGCGCUCGGACCUGUGGGCGUAGCUGCUGCUUUUGCGCCCACGCCGCCCGGAUACAGAAAGGUGAUCGUAGCUACAAACAUUGCGGAGACGAGCAUCACCCUGCCCAACAUACGCUACGUCAUCGACUGUGGGCUUGCCAAGGAGCGAGGAGUGAAAAGAGGCGGAGGAGGAGGAGGAGGCGCAAGAGCAGGACUGGGAGGAUCUAGGAUUACGAGCUUGGAUGCUGGACCCAUCAGCAAGUCUGCAGCGGAUCAGAGAGCUGGUCGAGCAGGACGAACGGCGGACGGCGACUGUUUCAGGCUGUACACGCUGCAAUCCUACGAAGAGGAAUUGGCAGAGGAAAGCACGCCAGAGGUGGAGAGGGCGGAUCUCACCAAUGCUUUCUUGGCGCUGUUCAGUAUCGGCAUCAUGCCGCACGAGUUUGAGUGGAUCAGUAGACCUGAAGAGGAAGAGGUGCAUGCGUCCAUCGUCGCGCUCAGCGUGUUGGGUGCCAUCGAGCCUUGUCCCGCUCCGCAAAAGGGCAUGAGGAUAACGAGAUUGGGCACGAGGAUGGCGGCAUUGCCUCUACCUGCUCCAUUGGCCAGGACGCUGAUCGCUGCGGGAGAAGAGGGACCGACUGUAUCUCGUCAGGCUAGAGACCUUGUAGCCAUCCUCUCAAGCGAUAGGGCUAGCGUCCUCUACCUUCCUGCUCCUCAUCUCAAAGAUGCUUCCAUCGUCAAAAGCGCGGGUGCGGGCGCGGGCGUGGGCGCUGGAGCCAAGGGGAAAAGCGAGAGCGAUAAAGCUGCAGAAGCUCAUGCCAAAUUUGCUCAUCCGACGGGAGACCACGCGACGCAAUUGACUGCUUUGUACGCCUACAUGGAUGCCAACGAAGAGUUUUCGAGCAAGCUUCUGGACCUCGACGGCUCGGGUGCGGGUGCGGGUGCGGGCAUGGGCGCGACGAAUGGCUGGGGCAAGGGAACGUUCAAGAGGAGAAAUAUGGAAUUGAAAGCGUGGUGCGAAGCGAAUUACGUUUCGUUUAGAAAUGUCAAGCAGGUGCUCGAUAUUCGUAGACAGAUUGACUUGAUCUGCAAGACAGCGGGCAUCGUCUGCGACGAUCAUGAUCGCGAUCUCGGACGGUCCGAGCGAGGCAGAUCAUCAGGUCUUCUCAGCGCUUCUUCUGCUUCGGCUUCCGCUUCCGCUUCCACUUCGGCCAGGAGCACACCGGAUUUGGCCGAUGAGAACGAGAUGUUGCGCAAGGCUGAUGGACUGUUUGUGAGGAGAGGAGGCAACGCGUCUAGACAAGAGGGCUUGGCGAACGCAUCGGGAGUGGAGGAUUAUUCGGCAUUGAGGAGGUGCUUGUUGAAGGGAAGACCUGCGGAUUUCGCUAUUCGACAAGAUGAUGGAAGUUAUAUCAAGGAUGGUCGUUUGACGCUUCGGAUUCAUCCAUCUUCCUUUUUGUUUGGACACAACAACCCGACGCGAUCGAGCUCGACCGCAAGCGCAGCAGGAGCACCCUCCAAUGCGAAACCUAGCGCAAUCAUCUUUGACGAAGUGCUCUUCACUACGCAAUACUUUGCCAGGACAGUCAGCGCUAUCGAGCCGGCUGAAUUGGCUAGUGUGGAUGAGGAGAUUAGGAACAGACCCGCACUUGCUGGCUUUGUCAAGAGGUUGGAAAAGUGAAGCAGGCGGGCCAGAGAGGGAUGCGAGGUUCACGCUUGGAAGGAGAUGCUUGAGAGCGCCAGACGCAUGCUGCGAUACGCCUGAUUCAUGUAAAUGUGACGCCUACGGGUGGGAGCAUCGUUUGGAUAGCCUCGAACAUGCAUGCACCUGCUUGCUUCUGGCGAUCCGCACUCUGCUGAACUCUGUUGCUCUGUGCUGGCUGGCUGGCUGGCUUGGAGGAUUUUCGUGGGAGCAUGAGACACUCGACGGAGAAAGGCGUUGCGAUUAUAGUGUGCUGGAGCAGCAAAGCGGAACGGUCCCUAGGUUGAUGGACAACCAGAGCACGGACAGGCCCGAGAGGACUUGUAGCUGAGACGAAAAGGCGCAAAGAGGUGAUCUUUGGAUGACGAGACGACAAUGUAUGAGC